AUGACCAUUCUCGUUUCAGGUAACGUAAAUGCUACCGAUCAGGUUCCCGACAACCAAGUAUGGACCCCUGCAACAGCAACUUUCUUCUAUGGCCAGCCAAAAGCUACCAUCAGCUGCAAAUUUAUCGGGACUCCAUACGGUGUCUACUGGAUGAAAGGGAGUACCCCGGCUACUGCAGACACGCUUCUAUCUCGCACCAAAGGGGAAGUAUCCGGACCAAAGUUUGACGAUGGGUCGCUUACUAUUACUGAGGACUACUCUCUCGUCUUUAAUAAUGUUCAAGCUGGUGAUGAAGGCAAUUACAUAUGCAGAGUUUCAAAUCAUAACGGCUAUCUGAUCGUCAAUAACACUGAUGUCAUGGUCUUAGAUCCGGCUCAAGUGAGUAUUUUUACAGAACCAAGUAUUACAGGAUGGGUCGGGCAUUCGGUCAAUCUUCAGUGUGCUUUCAGAGGCACCCCUGAACAAGUCCUCUGGAACAGAGUCCAAGGGGAACCUGAGUCUAAGAGCGUCGAAACUGUCCUGAGAUACACGUCAGGUGGAAAUGAGGUGCUGGGAGACAGGAGAUAUAGUUGGAGCGACAACUACGGACUGAUCAUAAGGGAUCUACGGGUCUUGGACGAAGGGAACUUUACUUGUAUAGUUUCUAAGACGGGUGGAACUGAGAUCCAUAACACGACAGUCCUUGCCGUUUAUGCUCGUGCAGAAAAGCCGUACAUCCAAAUUGCGCAGUGUAAGUCUCAACCCGAAAUAGCUACAAAUGGCACAACUCCUGAGUCUUGUCAGUACAAUGUGACUAAAGAUAAGGAUUCCUUUGAGCUGCAAUGCUCGGUCAUACGAGCCAAGCCACAGGUGAAUAUUCUCUGGCAGGAGGAGUCGCAGAACCUCACUGCAUCGCAGAUUGUCACUCAGAGGAGUGAUGGUGCCUUUGACGUGACAGCAACCAUAAGCAGAAGGACAAAUCAAUCCGAUCAGUUCAAUUUCAGGUGCAUUGCUUCUGGUCUGGCUGUCAAUGGAACCGCAGAACGUACUGUGAUUGUUGAAAUCAUCAAACCUGUUCAAGGAUCCCUAUCAGGAUCCCUAUCAGGUUCUCUAUCAGGUGGAUACAUCUUCCUUAUUCUCCUUCUUAUCGUGGUUAUUUCCGCUUUUCUGAUCUUCGUCGUUUGUAGAGGGUGGAAGUAUCACAAAACAGAGUGCCCUAUUGACAAAUAUGUAUCCGUUGAGUCUCAAGAAAACGCAGACUCUGGGACCAGACGUGGGUUUAAAUGGAUCAUGACAAGAGAUUGUGUUUGCUGGGUAUUUAGUUGCAAGAAACAGGAGGAAAGAACUCACGAUAUUGUUGAAAUACAACCACUGAACGAGGAAGACUCCGAGCUAGAGGUCCUUAGAGAGAAGCUGAUAAGUUACAAACCUGGAAAGACUACAGGGAUGGCAGGUGUAGACAUACCUGACUCGUCGAUCCAUAUCGGACUCUUUGGUGCCAUGGGUGCAGGGAAAUCAUCUUUCAUCAAUUCAUUGUACUUUGCUCUAACGAAUGAGUACAAGAAUGUCGCCAUCGAAGCUGAUGAUACAGCAGGUGGUAGUGAAACCAAGUUCAGGGAGACGGUAGAGCUAACAGAUCAAAUACACAUUGUUGAUAAUCGAGGAAUGAAGGACUUCAAGUUGAAACACAUUCAGAAAGAAUUGAUGCCUCAGAUUCGAGGGGAACGAGGACUUAAACCUGAGAAAAAGGUUAAGGAAGGAAAACAGAUCCACUGCCCUGUAUUUGUGUGCAAUCUAAGCCAACCAAUUAAACAUGAUGCUACGCUGGAAUUUAUUAAAGAAUUUUCUGACAAAGUAAAUGAUCACUUUGGUCGUAACGCGAUGGUUGUCGUCACUCAUAAAGGGAAGCUGGAUGAAUCUGCAGAAGCAGAUGAAAGCGUGGAGGAUGUAGUGCGUAAGAUUAAAGAUCGAGGUAGUAUUCCCAAGAAUUACAUAUGGACAUUCGAAAACUAUACUGGAGAUUGCCACGCUCACGAUGCAGUGAAAAGUAUUGAAUAUUUGAACUUUCUUUCCACGUGCUUAGCGAUAGGAGAGAGGAAUAUCAGAUUUAAGUUGGAAAGAGAAGCUGAGGAAACAAAGAGGCGUAAGUGAAAGAAAAGGUCAAUCCAGACAAUUUUACAAUGCACGUUCUAUGGAAGGUUCAACCACAUUUCGUUUUAAUGAUCAGAGAUAUUUGCAGAUUGCAAACUUUAUUCAAAGUAUAGAUCAAGAAUAUGAUACCAAACAUUCUUUUUCAAUUUCGUAGGACAGAUCAACGUGAAGAAUAUACUUGAUUACAAAUAUUAUCAUACUUGUUUUCAUCACCAUUGUUAUCGUGAUUAUUAGUAUAAUUAUAAUUUUCAUAAUUUUUUUAUUACUGUAAUAUCAGCUUGUUGUUUUUUAGUAGUAGUAGUAGUAGUAGUAGUAGUAGUAGUAGUAGUAGGACUAAUUACUAGUAGUAUGUGUGUUUCUGCGAGAUAUUUAUCUUUACUAAACGGAGGGAAAUAUCUUCUUUAUUACGCUAUUUUACAAUGUCAGAUUGCCAUGCCUGUUCGCUUUCUAUGUCAUUAGCAAUUCCAAUGUCGUAUUUCAUUUGCACAGUGUUGCAAAGAGAAACAAAUGGAAGUCUAUACCUAAAUAAUCAAUUCGAUCAAUACGUGAUAAUACAUGUACAUAUUGUAGACAUGUACAUAGUAUGUAUAUAUUAUGUAUAUAGUAACACGGGCAACGGUAUCUUGGUAAACUAUUCGGUAAUCAAAUCAUAUUUAGAUCAUGAAAUCAUCUGUCAAAUUAUAAACCGUGCAUGUUAUCUUCUUGAGUCAUGUUUGAUCCUACCAUUCUGCUAAAUGCAUAUCCCAUUUAUAAAUAACACUCUUAAAAGAACAUUUUGGAUUUUCCUGAAUGUAUACAUAUUCAUGUAAAGUGUUUUUAUUGAUGACGGAUCCAGGGGCACGGGAGCACAUUCCCCGGCUAAAUCCAAUGAGAAAAAUUCCAAGUAUAGCAACAAAAUGUGCCCUAAAUGUGUGCCCCUUAGCUGCUACUACAUUUACUAUUUCUACUCCAAAAAGCGAACUUUCUCCCCUAAAAAUGUAUUUUUUGGUUAAGUUUGGGGGGAUGUGUACUUCAACAAAAUGAUUGUUUCUUUGCUUGUCCGGAAAUUAUGAGGAGGAAAGAGCUUGUUUUAAUACUAAGUAGUUUAUGAGAAAAUAUUCAGAAAUGUUCCUGCCUGCCCCAAAAUUCGGGAUUCGCAAUUUGUGUUGCUUUCUAAAAGCCAGUUCGUAGAAUAUAUCUGCGCAUUAGCAGAUAAAGGUAAUUUGUACAAAAUGUUAACCCCCCCCCCCCCCGAUACUGUACGUUAUUGUAUUUGUGAUCCUUCCUCUUGUCAUUUUGUAAUGAAAUAUUUUCUCUUCUUCUGGCAGAGGACAUAUUGAGAUUUCCUUAAAAACAGAGAAAGGAGAUAGUUCAAGCAUUUCAGGUAGUACAAUUAGAGCUGAACCUACACGUACUCGUAGCGGUAGGAUAGUGAAACAGCCUACUUUGUUCACUCUUAAGCUUGUAAAUAGACUGCAUUAUACUUAUAAA
Strongylocentrotus purpuratus (purple sea urchin) is the source of this 3600-nucleotide messenger RNA. RefSeq lists its product as uncharacterized. The transcript is spliced from 12 exons. The record is from RefSeq and is a predicted model, not a curated record. Bases 1 to 2130 code for a protein of 709 amino acids. NCBI's taxonomy places the organism in Eukaryota, Metazoa, Echinodermata, Echinoidea, Camarodonta, Strongylocentrotidae. Gene Ontology annotation, cellular component: plasma membrane.